Molecule: messenger RNA, 753 nt
Organism: Brassica napus (rape)
Lineage: Eukaryota; Viridiplantae; Streptophyta; Magnoliopsida; Brassicales; Brassicaceae
Product: glutathione S-transferase T3-like
Exons: 3
Coding region: 1-753 (250 amino acids)
Source: RefSeq, a predicted model, not a curated record
AUGGCUACCUCUAUCUCGGUGGCUCGUGUCGAGGACGAAUCACUUCGACUCUCUCGCUCGGCGGCUCUGAUGGAGGAAGAAUCACUCGCUUUGCUAAAGCUAAGUUUUUUGACUCCAACAGAGCGUAGGGAAAGGAGGAUUUGGACGCAAGUAGAUGAUGUGGUCCUAAUCAGCUCGUGGCUAAACACUAGUAAAGACUGUAUUGUUGGGAACAAGCAAAGAUACAGGGCAUUCUGGAAAAGAAAUGCAGCUUACUUUGCUGCAAGUCCUAAGGUUUCCGGCUGUGAACAGAGAACGGGAGACCAUUGUACGCAGCGCUGGCAGAAGAUCAACGAUGCUGUGAACAAAUUUUGUGGGGCUUAUGAAGCCGCAAGCAGAGAGAGAAGCUCAGGACACGAUGAGAAUGAUGUUCUGAACACUAAAAGGACGAAGCUCGAUGACAGUGCACAAUCAUCAAGUUCUUACGCUACUGAAACCACCACUGGUGAGGCUGAUCAAGGAUGUAACCGACCACCGGGUGUUAAGGCUUCAAAGGGACAUGGUAAGAAGAAGAUGGCAGAGGGGAAAGAGAAGCAAUCCAGGAUGACAUUUUCUGAGUUUCAGAGUAUGUGGAGCCUGAAGAAGGAGGAUUUGUCACAGAAAGAAAAGCUUUCCAAGAUAAAGCUACUUGACAGUUUACUCGCCAAACAAGAACCCCUAGCUGACUAUGAAGAAGCUCUUAAGAAGAAGCUCAUUAAUGAGUUGUUGGCUUAA